Molecule: messenger RNA, 1055 nt
Organism: Lotus japonicus
Lineage: Eukaryota; Viridiplantae; Streptophyta; Magnoliopsida; Fabales; Fabaceae
Exons: 7
Coding region: 193-849 (218 amino acids)
Biological process (GO): protein ubiquitination
Cellular component (GO): membrane
Molecular function (GO): zinc ion binding; ubiquitin-protein transferase activity
Source: RefSeq, a predicted model, not a curated record
UGCCAUGUCUAUGAUGCAAUUGAAUCUACCCUCUAUGGUUGUGAUUUCUAAUGAAAAUGUUCCUAUUUCAGAAGGAUUGAGAUCAGUUUGUUUUUCUGGUUGAUCAGCUUCACAUUGAAUCUACCCUUGUACAUGUUAUCAAGAUCCAAAAGAGGUUGCAAAGCAAUGUUGAAGUGAUUUUUUUCACAUAAGAUGGAUGAGAAAAUUAAGUCAUCUCCUAACACAUUGGUACAAUGUCGAAUAUGCCAUGAUGAAGAUGAAGAUUCAAACAUGGAAACACCUUGUUCUUGUUGUGGCACCUUGAAGUACGCACAUAGAAAAUGUGUCCAAAGAUGGUGCAAUGCGAAAGGUGAUAAUACCUGUGAGAUUUGCCAACAGCAACUUAAGGGCUACGUUGCACUUCCACCAGCUCCUUUGUUUCAUUUUGGUGGUUCUCCAAUAAAUUUUGGAGAGACUACUAGAAUGGAUCUUCAUAAUCAUCAGUUUAUAGCAAUGUUUACUACUAAUCAUGAGUUCACAGACCCUGACUUUGAAUAUUCAGCCCCCUCUACAAGGAGCCUGAUAUGCUACCGCAUCAUUGCCAUCAUUUUUCUUGUUCUUCUUGUUUUACGCCAUACACUUCCAAUCAUAUUUAUACUCAGUGGAGCAGAAGGGUAUUCAUUGACAGUGUCUACGUUAAUUGUGUUGAGAAUCAUUGGAAUGCUUGUACCAGUGUAUAUAAUGGUUAAAGCUAUUAUUUCGAUCCAACGGCUUCAGUUUGUGCAUGAGGAUCAUCACUCUCCUAUGCAAUCUCAUGAGGAAAAUGGCAUGGAGGGGCAGUCUCAGUUGCGUGUCAUUCAGAUUCAGUGACUUCAUGAUCAAUUUGGAAUGGAGAAGUUGAGAUAAUGUUGAAAAGAUAAAUCAGAGUGGAAUCAUGAAUCAUGAUCAUUCUUUAUGUGCCGGGAUGGCAGAAGAAAACCUGUUUAGAUUUCCGUUACAUUCACCUAAAAGAACUUUCAUCCUACUUCAUUGUGAGACAUGAAUUUCUUCUGAAAAUAUUUCUGAGAUUUGCUAAA